CCUCAACAACCUCGAAUAUCCUCACUUUGACCCAGAUUCAAAGCCCUGAAUCAACGCCAGAGCUUCCAGCACUUAUAUGGGAGAUCCUAUUGGCGAAGCCAACUAGCUCCACGCAGUGACGCCCGGCGAGGCCCUCGGAGAGCCAUCCUGGGAAGGCCUGCGCAGGCCACAAGAUCUCAUGCCCGUCUCCGUCCCAUUCCGUUCAUCAGAUCAGAUCGCGCAAUCCACCCUUACUAGCACAUUAUCGAUAUCGAAACGUUGACAAUCACUCAAAUUGCCCCAUCUCAGCGUUCAUUCAGGAUGUUGGCAACACGUAGUCGUCAGAUAUGCUCUCGCGGGAUCUCGAUGUGCUCUCUCAGGAAUCCUUUACUUGUUCCCAACGUCUUCUACAGCUCAUAUCAACGUCGACUCUUCAACCCUUCAUUCAAACCUACCCUUCCAGAAAGGUCGUGGGACAGCCAUAUCCAUAUUAUCGACCCCGAGAAGUAUCCGCUCCCCAAAAGUGUCAAGCCUCCCCAAGAAGCGACAAUGGGCCAAGCACUUGCCAACGCUGAACAGCUUGGAUUGCCGAACAUGGUGUUUGUCCAGUUAUCUACAUACGGCAACGAUAAUACCUGGGUUUUAGAUGCUCUAAGAGAAGUCGGGCCUGCUAGAGGUCGUGGUGUCGUUGCAUUCGAUUCGGAACAUGUCGAUUCUCAGACUCUUCAACAAUGGCAUGAUCUUGGUGUUCGAGGCGUCCGACUCAACCUUAAAUCGGCUAAAACUGUCUUAUCGAAAACCGAAAUCCAGACCGUACUACGCAAGUACGCCGAAAAACUGCGGCCGAUGAAGACGUGGUCGAUCGGGUUGUACGCUGACAUGGAGGUACUUGAUCACGUUCAACCAUUGGUGUCCGAACUCCAGGUGAAGUUCGUGCUUGAGCACUUCGCUUCUCCAGCAAGCUUGCCAUUGGACCCGGCCCAGCAGCCAGGUUGGGAUGCUCUGAACAGCAUGAUGGAAGACCCCCGCGUUUACGUGAAAAUUUCCGCACCGUAUCUGUAUUAUAUUUAAAUUAAUUAUUUUUUUUUAUUAAAAAAGUUU
Mollisia scopiformis is the source of this 1080-nucleotide messenger RNA. RefSeq lists its product as uncharacterized. Gene Ontology annotation, molecular function: hydrolase activity. The transcript has a single exon. NCBI's taxonomy places the organism in Eukaryota, Fungi, Ascomycota, Leotiomycetes, Helotiales, Mollisiaceae. The coding region runs from base 346 to 1050 and encodes 234 amino acids. The record is from RefSeq and is a predicted model, not a curated record.